AUGUUUAUUGGAAAGCAAAUCAGUUCAGCUGCUCAUCGUAAGAUAAAACUAAAUAAAUAUGAAAAAUUUGCUUGUAUUUGUCUUCAAGAUACACGAGACAAAGUCAAACCAAUUGAAUUAAAUGAAGAAGCUAGUGUUGACACACAAAUUGUAUCGAAUACUCGUCUUGCUCACUUUGAAGGUUUCAAUAACGAGAUGAUUUAUUGGUUUUGUGCUCAAACUGGAUCUGAUAGAUCAGUAAGUUUUUUUUUAACAGCUACUCAUCCUUUACUUGAAUGUCAUGCCGAUGUAUUAUCUAAUAGAGAACAUCCGUCAUCACCACUUUGCCUUAUUAUAUCACCUACAUGCCAACAUGUUUUACAAACAGAAGAUGAAGCAAGAAAAAUCACAUAUCGAACUGCUGUGGUACCAUAUAAGUUACUUCAUAAACGUACAGCGAGAAUAUGUAUUCUCGUAAAAUGUCCAGCUGAUUAUUAUUUGCACCUAUAUCGCAUUGCUGCUGAUGAUCAUGAUAUGUUUACUGUAUCGGAUCAUCUUCAAGACAUGGUGGGAAAAGUCCAAAUAAAAUGA
Rotaria sp. Silwood1 is the source of this 570-nucleotide messenger RNA. Lineage: Eukaryota; Metazoa; Rotifera; Eurotatoria; Philodinida; Philodinidae. The record is from the annotation of a GenBank genome assembly.